Megachile rotundata (alfalfa leafcutting bee) is the source of this 1090-nucleotide messenger RNA. RefSeq names its product ankyrin repeat domain 61 water witch (gene wtrw). Gene Ontology annotation, molecular function: protein binding. The record is from RefSeq and is a predicted model, not a curated record. NCBI's taxonomy places the organism in Eukaryota, Metazoa, Arthropoda, Insecta, Hymenoptera, Megachilidae.
AAAUCAUUUUCAAUACUUAUAAUUGGAACAAAAUAGUAAAUCAUAGUACAUAUCCUAUGUUAUAUAAAAAUAACUUAUAGAAUUUUUUAUUUAUUAAUCUUAAUAUUUAACUUUAAACUUGAGAAAAAUAAAAUCAUAUAAAUGUAAUUUAUUACCAUUACAUUUAUUUUCUAUUUGUGAAACAUGUAAUGUUUCAUUAAUUGUACUUGACAAUAACAGAAGUAUGGAAAAUCAAAUUCAUUCUGAAUUAAUUGUAAAAGAAGAAGAAGAAGAGAGAGAACAGAAAUGUAACACUCCUACUACUGAAACUAAAACUAGUGUUCGUAAUGGAGUAGAAUCAACAAUUGGUAUCAGACCAAGACCACUGAUUUGUAAACCAGAAAAUGUAAAUAUUGGAUGUAAAUCUGAACCGAUAGAAACUAAAUGGCACUGGGCUCCUGGAGCAUGGCAAGAUGCUACAAGAACCAGUGCCUUUCAACCAUAUAAGCCACCUACUUUGCUCACUAAUUUACAAAGAGGUAAUACGCAAACAGAAAUACCUCAACUUUAUGGUGAUAGCGAUAUUACAUUUCAUACAUUAGCUGGUCAAGGUGAACUUACACCUGAACAUAUACAUCCAAGUACAGUGGAUGCACCAGAUGAAAAAGGUUUAACUGGUCUAAUGUGGGCUGCAGGAUAUGGACAGUUAGGUAGUGCAAGACAACUACUUAAAGCUGGUGCUAACAAAAAUUAUCGUGGUCUCAAUGGAGAAACACCUUUACAUUUGGCAGCUGCUUAUGGACACCAUGACCUUGUAAAAUUAUUAUUAAAUCAUGGUGCUGAUUCAAAUGCAAGUGAUGAGGAGGGGAAUACACCAUUGAUAUAUGGAGCAUAUGGUGACCAUCCACAUGUCUGUUAUGAAUUGUUAUCGAGAGGGGCUGACAUUACACGUCGUAAUAUUUAUAAUAUAAGUGCUUAUCAUGCAGCAGUAUUAAAUAAUUCAUCAACUGCUAAAGCAGUUAUUGAAAAUUAUUUAAUACAACAAGUCGUAAAUGUACCAUCUGACAUUUUACAAUAAAAUAAUGUAAAUAAUACAAAAAUGUAAUUUAAG